AUGCCUUACACGCAGUUUCACGUCAGCACCGAGAAGCUGGGACACCACUACCCGGUAGUCUGCUCGGAUAAUGCGGGCGGAAAACACCGUUUCUACAUAGAAAAUGCCCCAGCAGCCUCAAAAAAGCCAGAUCUGACCUUCUGCGAGGGAGGCAACAACAGCGGUCGGGUCGUCGGCCUUGCCAGGUUUCCCCGCUUCUCGUCGAACUGUGAAGUCCUGAUAGUAAACGAUGAAUGUCCGAAGAAUGAAGACUGGAAAACAGUGUCAAAGAGGGGCUUUGUGACGAUGCAGUACAGCUUCCACACCCCCGUUUCUGGAGAGAUGCGAAGCCUUGUUUGGAAGAAGACACGAUCGAUGGGUGGGGGGAGCAGUCCAUACCCAAAUAUGAAGCUCGUCGAUGAACAAAGCGGGGAUGUUCUUGGGGUUUUCUCGACCGAUCAUUCGUCGCUGGUUGCGGGUGAUCUCGAUAUGCGUGUGAAUUAUGGCGAAUCGUUUGAUCGAUGGGCUUUUGUUACUGGUGUUGCUGUGCGAGAGGCGCAAAGGCGGAAGAAUAAUAGUUCUGUCAGGGCUCUUGAUAAUAGGGCUACUGCCGGUGCUGCCAUUGGAGGUAUGGGAGCAGGUGGAGGUGCCUAG
Messenger RNA from Penicillium argentinense, 633 nucleotides. RefSeq lists its product as uncharacterized. Bases 1 to 633 code for a protein of 210 amino acids. NCBI's taxonomy places the organism in Eukaryota, Fungi, Ascomycota, Eurotiomycetes, Eurotiales, Aspergillaceae. The transcript has a single exon. The record is from RefSeq and is a predicted model, not a curated record.